Molecule: messenger RNA, 1387 nt
Organism: Fopius arisanus
Lineage: Eukaryota; Metazoa; Arthropoda; Insecta; Hymenoptera; Braconidae
Gene: Sbds
Product: SBDS ribosome maturation factor
Exons: 2
Coding region: 249-1007 (252 amino acids)
Biological process (GO): cytosolic ribosome assembly; ribosome biogenesis
Source: RefSeq, a predicted model, not a curated record
UUGGAGGGAAAUUCAAUUUCACCUCGUAAUUCACUCAAUUCCACCGGUGACACCACAAAAUAAUUACGAGUUCUCAAUUAAAACAUUAAUCUCAAGAGUUUUUUGAUAGUUUAGGGGGAAAUGCGAAAAUAUUUAACUGUGAAAAUUGUGGAAUUGCUUUCUCUGGGGAAUUUUUUUCGAGGGACACGUGAGGCUCUGUAUUGGCGAUUUACCCGUGUUUACUUUUUGUUUCGAAAAUAUUAUUGAAGAUGUCCAAGUUAUUCACACCGAUUAAUCAGAUCAGGCUGACAAAUGUGGCUGUUGUCAGGAUGAAAAAACAGGGGAAGAGGUUCGAGAUCGCCUGCUACAGGAAUAAAGUCGUGUCCUGGAGGAAUAAAUUAGAAAAAGACAUCGACGAGGUUCUCCAGACCCACACCGUCUUCACGAAUGUCUCAAAAGGUCAAAUGUCUAAAAAAGAGGAUUUGCUGAAGGCCUUCGGGACAGACAACCAGACAGAGAUAUGCAAGGAGAUUCUCUCGAAGGGAGAGCUCCAGGUAUCGGACAAGGAGAGACACUCCGCCCUGGACUCGAUGUUCAAGGACAUAGCGACAACAGUAGCUGAUAAAUGUGUGAAUCCAGAUUCAAAGAGGCCUUACCCCGUGUCAAUGAUAGAAAAAGCGAUGAAGGACGUGCACUUUUCAGUGAAACCCCACAGGAAUGCCAAGCAACAGGCCCUGGAGGUCAUUCCUCAGCUGAAGUCCGUGAUGCCCCUGGAGAGGGCCCAGAUGAGGCUCAGGGUUGUUAUCAGUGGGAAAGAGGCCAGAAAGCUCAGGGAUAAAAUCGUCAAGAUGACCACUAGCGUCGAGAGUGAAAAUUGGGCCGAGGGAACACUCGAUCUCACGUGCCUCAUCGAUCCUGGAAAUUACAGGAAAAUCGAUGAGCUCAUCAGGAGUGAAACGAGAGGGACUGGUAUCCUGGAGCUCGUUAAUCUCAAGGAAGUUACUGAGGGAGAGGAAUUGCUGGAGUAAUCCUCCGAUUUUUUCCUUCAAAUUCAAUUCCUGAGGGAAAAACGUUCAGCUUCAAUAAAUCACAUUUAAGGUUUUUUUUUUAUUAUGGAUUUAUCUCGAAAACUAGCGAGUCGAGAAAAAAAUAUCGAGAGAUCUUUUUUAAAGAGAAUUUAAUUAGCUAUGAAAAAGUCCUUCAAGGUUUUGAUCUCAAAUCGGUAGUUUUCCAGAGACAAUAGAAGUUCCGCGGAUGGAUUAUUAAAUGGUUUAACUCAAUGGCGACUCCCCUGAAAAACUGGAUUUUUCUGGAAGUUAUAAAAUAAAUGUGUUGUUAUUUGUAAAGAUUUAAUUACCCAUAAUUUAAUAAGUUUCCAUAAAAAUCAUAAUAUAUACAGUAGAAGUGA